Messenger RNA from Ctenopharyngodon idella (grass carp), 6784 nucleotides. RefSeq names its product fibroblast growth factor receptor substrate 3 (gene frs3). The transcript has 8 exons. Gene Ontology annotation, biological process: cell surface receptor protein tyrosine kinase signaling pathway. The record is from RefSeq and is a predicted model, not a curated record. Bases 546 to 2432 code for a protein of 628 amino acids. NCBI's taxonomy places the organism in Eukaryota, Metazoa, Chordata, Actinopteri, Cypriniformes, Xenocyprididae. Gene Ontology annotation, cellular component: cytoplasm.
CAGUAGCCUAAACGUGUUUUGAUGCUGCUGGUACAGCGCGAGCUCUAUCGCAUCCUGCUCUCAUUCAUCUCAUUAGUUUGCGUGAAUAUGAUGUGUUUGAUACACAAUAGUUACUAGCAUCCAGCUGCAAACGGUUAGUGGUAGUGUAACACUAACGUGGAUACAAAGGCUGGAACAUAGCGAGCCAUCUCCGUGAACGCCGCAAGUGUUGCUUUUACUGGUUCGACUUCUACUUUGCUUUUCUGUCUUAGCAUUAAAAAGCUAGUCCUGCAGAUUUGUGCAGCAGUUCUACGGGUUUUACGACUGAUUCUUGGCGGUGAUGUGCUACAAGACGUUCAAGUUGCAUCUGUUUGUCACUAAGUGUCUAUUCGGAAGACCUGCUGCACGAGAUCUGGAUGAGAAAUGAAACAUUUGUGCACUGGGCCUGGAUGCUCUUACCAGCACACCCCACUUCCGCCAUGACACCCAGCAGAGGAUUCUGGGAUUGACGCAAGCAUCACUCCCACUGAUGGCCUGGACCAGGUUUCAGCUGGCCUGCUGAAGCUAUGGGGAGCUGCUGGAGCUGUCUAUACAGAGACGCUAUCCAAGACAACCAUCUCAACAAAUUCAAGGUGACUAAUGUGGACGAUGAGGGAAAUGAGUUGGGCUCAGGAACCAUGGAGCUCACACAGACAGAGCUCAUUCUGCACACACGCAAACGUGACGCCAUUCGGUGGCCAUACCUUUGCCUGCGUCGAUACGGUUACGAUUCCAACCUCUUCUCUUUCGAGAGUGGCCGUCGUUGUCAGACAGGACAAGGGAUCUUUGCAUUCAAGUGCUCUCGUGCAGAAGAGAUCUUCAACCUGCUGCAGGAGUUGAUGCAAUGUAACAGCAUCAAUGUGGUGGAAGAGCCCAUGAUCAUGACCCGACCCGGGCAUGCACCAGAAAUGGACAUGCCUCGAACUCCACAGACACCCAAUACCCCUGCGUUCCCGAUGCAGGGUUUUCCUAAUGGAUACCCAGGAUACCCAAUCAGUGCAGACUCAUCGCAGCCCUCUCUCACCAACGACCACAGACACAGCCUCAUGGGACUGGAUGACCAAACCCAUACAUAUGUGAAUACAGUGGGAAUGGAAACUGACCUCUCGAGCCGCCACUGUGUCCACUCCCUGCCUGAAGUGCGGCCCACCACCUACCCAGAAACCUCAACUACCACCACCAUACGUGGGGGCCCAGUCCCAGGCCAACCCAGCAUGCAUUGCUGCCCCAUGGACGACCCUCACAAAGACCCUCAGGUCUUCCUCCAGCCUGGAGCCCAGGAGGUGAAGUUCAUGUUGGGUCCGACCCCAGCACAGCGCCACCUGAUGGAGAGAGACAGAGACCGCCACGUCACUCACCCGCUUCGAGCGCCAGACGGCAGCUCCGAAACAGAAGGAGAGGAGACCCCGUCCGUACACAUGUGCAACACACACUCCUAUCACCAUUGCCAUCAUCUAAUGCACCGACACCCGAGCAUGGAGCCUUGCUCAGAAAGCCAGCUGACAUAUGAGAAUAUCAACGGACUCCGAGGGGCACGUAGGCAAAGGCUAAGUCCGAGCACUGUGUCCCAAUCUCAGUCUUUGGGCUCCAGUAGCAGUAGCAGCACCACUGGUGAUUCCCGCACACACACACAUCCACAUUCCCUCCCGCUGACGCACACACACGCUUCCUCACUGCCUCCGCAGGCAUACGGCUGUGACCGGGGAAUGGGGGUCGGUGGUCAUCGACGCACCGCGUUGCUCAACUAUGAGAACCUUCCAUCGCUCCCCCCAGUUUGGGAAUACCGUGCGCUUCAGCGUGAGGAAGAAGAAGAUCAGGAUGAAGAUGAGGAUGAGGACGAGUAUGAUGAGGAAGAGGAAGAAGAAUAUGAUGAGUACGAGUAUUCCGAAGGGCCCGCAACCCCAAACGGAUAUCAUCAGGAGAGUGGCGGCGGCGGUGGGAUUCAUCGUGACGCUCUACAGAACUAUGUCAACACUGAACAGCUUCAGCCUCCAACACGUCUUCGUCACGCUUGCCCUCCUCCUCACCCUCACCCACCUGAGAGGGCCAAUCGGGUUUUCAACUUUGACUUCAGACGUCAGCGAGCGGGACGUGGCAGCACCACCUGCGAGCAGCAUAGCCGUCACCCGCCUCCUCCUCCCUCUCGCCAGCUCAACUACAUCCAGGUGGACCUGGAGGGUGAGCCCUCUGGUUGCUCGGGACACGGAGGAGGGGGUCCGGUACCACAGAGACCUCCUCCCCUCAAACGAGGCAUGGCUGCCGCCGCAGCGGCUCCAUCUUCCCGUCGUGGAGAAUGCUACGCCGUGAUUGACCUAAAGAAGACAGCAGCCAUGUCCAACCUACAGAAGGCUCUCCCUCGGGAUGACGGCACCUCACGGAAGACACGCCACAACAGCACCGACUUGCCUCUGUGAGAGGGGAAAAAAAGGGAUACAGGUAUGCCAGGAAUAAAAAUGAGGGAAAAUGUUCAGGAGAGGGAAAAAAUGAGGGAAAAUGUUUGGUGGUAUUUUCCUCCCACCAUUAUCGUAAAGCCUCUAUUUUCUCAUUUUCUACACUCAUACCAACUGCUGCUUGAUGAAAUAGUAACUCUGUUGAGCCAAGCACUGAGCAUUUUGUUUAUUUUUUUUUUCUCACAUUUUGCGUGGGAAGGUUGGGAGAUGAUAGUGAACUACUUAUCACCGUGGUUUUUGGUUGCUGUCUGGCCUUUGGGCCAAAGAAUUGGGUUCAGAAAAAAAAAAACUUGAUUCAGGAAACUGUCUGCAGUGUUUCUAAGUUUCUAAGUGUCUUAAUCCUUUAUUUUAGUUGUUUUUAUUUGUCAUGUUUGUUGGUUAUAUAAAGGGAUAAUUCACCCAAAAAUGAAAGACAGCAAGACAACUAGAUAACUAUAAAAAAAUAAUAUAUAUUUUGAGUGAUAUCAGGAUAAAUAGAUGAUUUUUGGGUGAACUAUUCUUUUACUUUUUUUAGUCAGCAUCGUAUUUUGACACUUGAGCAGAACAGACUUGAAACCACCACAAGUGUUUCAUUAUCACAUGUAAGAUAAUACUAUAAUUAUCAAAAUGGAUCAAGUUUUUAACUAACUGAAUGCUCUUAAUCAUGAUAAAGAUACUCCAGCAGUCUCUCUCAUGUUGUCUGUUUCAGUUCCCAUAUAGCUAUGUGGUGGCUGCAACAAGGAUGAAGAGAGUGAAUUGUUCCGUUUUUGAACGCCUAUUGAAUCUCCUAUCCUCAGGAAUUGAUUUGAUCAAUUCAGUUUGCACUUAUCUUUCUUAAAUUGUAACUGCCUCCCCUAAUUUCAUAAUUGCCCACUAAGGCGUGGUAAAAUAAAGUUUACCCAAUUAAAAGUAAUUAUUCAGAAUGUGAUCCAUAGCAUCUUUAUGGGUGGUUUUGAGAUGGAGAAUUCUGUUUUAAAGUGCUCUGUUUUGAGUGCUAAGAUCCAGACUUCGGCCCAGCAAAACACUUUGAAAGGGAGGCAAAUUCUGAUCCAAAAAUUGGCUUAUUUUGUUCAGUAUCUGCUCAAGCUUUAGCUAUUAGCACCAUUACCACUCCUUUUUUAUUUUGCUAUUUCUGUCUCUUUUGCCUAUUUUUGUUUUUUACUCUCCCCAAAAUUGAGUCCUUACUUAAGGGGCAAAAGAAGAGAGAAAUAUAAAGCAUUCAUUUGCAUUGAAAAAUAAAUAUUUUCAGUUAUAAACAAACAAUAGGGUAUUUGUAGAUAGUUCAAGUAGAAAGUAAGAUACAAUAAAAACGACUAUUCUCACGUCCCCAAAGUGAUAAUAUACAGUACCUGAGAGUGACAAUUCUCUGUGAAUCCAAGAGUGUAUUUAUGUACAUCUAUGUUUUGUAAAGCUACGUAAAGCACCAUAUGCAUAUUCAGAGGUAAGAAUGUUAAUUAUUUUUUUAUAUCUUAAAAAAAUAUCAUGCCAGGAAUCAUGAGGCAAAACAUAUUUAUUUAAUUUAGAAUUAUUUAUCUAGCUCGCUGUCUGUCAAUUUAUUUAUUAAUUUAUUUAUUGUUUCGUAUUUGAAUUAUUUGUACAAGUAGAUAACAUGUUGUUAGAUUAGUCAUUUUAGAGAUACCAAAGGUGGUUUGGGAGACCACAGAAUCUACCUUGGUAUUAUUUAAUGUCUUUUUUAAACUGCAGUUUCAUGUUGAAUAAUAACUGUAUUUGAACAUAUUGUGCCAAAAAUAUAAUGAUAUCACUGAACUAUGUGCCAUUGGUAAAUGUUGAAUUUUAGGGCUAACAAUCAGCAACAUGUGUAAAACAUAAAUGCAGCUGUUUCCUUACAAUUACAUCAUGAUCAGUUCAGGACUUUAUAAUGUUUUGUCUACAAGUACACUAAAAAACCCGACUUGUCAGUGUAUUCCCAAUGAAUCCCAUUGUCUUUAUCCAAAUUAGCUAAAAGAGAUAUUUUAUAGUCUCUAACAUUACUGCUGUUUUUCAUUGGAAUUUCAUAAAUCAACUAUUUUUAUAACACAGUUGGUGUUCUAAAAUGGAUAUACAUCUUUUUUUUUCUUUUUCAGUUUUAGCAUUUGCUGUCUUAUGGUUGUUAACACAGCCCUAAAAAUGAAUUUCUUUCUCACCAACAAUACUGAUGUAGCUAUACAUUUCUGAAGUUAUGAAAAUUUUGCUAGGGACCUCCAAGAGCUGAGGUUUUUAUCUUACUUGCUGGGCAUGGACGUAGACCCAGUUUUUCAAAAUCUCACUGGCAGCCAUAUUGUUCUGAGCGCAGGGCUUUGUGGGCCUACUUAUUGUACAUUAUUAGCAAAAAGUUGAUCAUAACAGAUAACUUCGAAAAAAUAUAUAAUGUGAGAUGAGCUGUACUUACGGAAACCAUGUGCUGAACAACAUCACGGUAGAUUUAAAUGUUCUGCGAGAAGCCAUAAUUGAAAGAAACUAUUUUAUGGGUCAGGUAUCUUGUUUUUUAAGGAAAAUGUUUAGAGUAAUAAAUGUGAUUUAUUUUUUUAUCACCAAAAUGUUUCAAAUUUCAAACUAUUUUAAAAAAAAAUAUGAAAAGAAUUGAUUUAAAGAUUAUAUGCUACAUCAUUGUGAUGUUUUUAUUUCGAGAGCCUUGCAGUUCAAUACAAUAUUGCUGCCAAAUAAGAAAUCCAAAUAAAAUCAACAUAUUACACUCACAAUCACAAUUACAUAGACUUAUGUACUUUAAGAAUGCGAUGAUGAACUAUUUGGACACUUUUAGACACUUUUCAGAGGAUCAAUCUAGUUUUUAACAUCUAUAUUUUGGUAUUGUGGUAUGAUAAACAUUUUGCAAUAACAGCUAAUGGAGUCAUAUCAGAAUUUGUUUGAGUUGUUCAAGAACAUGUUCUGUGAUACAAGUCACAGCUGUGUCUGUGUGCAUUCAGAAUGGACUGGAUCAGCAGUGGGUUUACUGUCUUUCUCAGGCCUCAUCUUGAUAAACAUGCGCUAUAUAUGUGUAUUUAAACCAGGCUUGAGGAAAAAAAAUCUAGUCAUCUUGUCUGUAGGUGUGGGAUCAUAGAAAACUUGAUUGUGCCAUAAGUGAUUUUCGUCCACUCUUUUAAAAUAACAUGUAGCUAUAGUGGAAUUUUAAAGGUACAGUAGCACUACUAACUAGAAUCCUGUGUUGACUUUGAUUGCGUGGGGCCGCUUUGGAGUGUAAAUGCUUGUUUUGUUGAUUUGUUUUAUGUUUUUAUACCUUCCAUACACAUCAUUAAUUUCGUUCAUUAUCAGGGGAAAUCAGCACUUGAGUUAAAUGUUAGACCCAGGUUAACUGCACUGAAAUUGUAAUGGGGUGAGCAAUCAUCUGAAAGUACUGUAAAUCCCUGUGUGAAAUCAUGAUUUUUCAAAAUUUACCAAGAAGUAUAAUCACUGAAUGUGCUUAUUGACCUAAAUGGGAAAUAGUUUAACCCUUUGUUUCCAUGAAAACAACAUUGAACCUCUUAGUUACGGAAUACCACCGUUCAUCGGGUGAUCAUAAUUCAGUUUCUCAUCUAAACCUGGGAUGGUAUUCCACUUGAAGAGGGUUUUGCAGUGACCUUAUCGAAUGACCUGUCCUACUGGCGGUAGACUUACAUUGUCAUAAUAAAGCUUAGGCGAAGCUCAAUGACUGUGAUGUACUGUACAUUAAUGUGAAUGUGUCUCAAAUGUGUCAGAGUUAAAGAGAGAGAGAGAAAGAGAGCUGCCCAUGCAUGGACUCUGUACCGGAGACUGCAUUUCUCAAGCUCCUCAAACUGUCUCGCUCUCAAACUGUCUCACUCUCUGUAUGAAUGUACCACACAGAGAUGGACUUGUAAAAUGCUCAGAUGAGGUGAUUUACACUCAAUGUUUCUAUCCUCCCUGAUGAAAAGAUGUGUUAAUGUUAAUGUUUCGUCUCAAGAAUUCCGAUUUCAAUUCGAUUUUUUGAUUGUUUCUUUAUAUACAGUAUUUACAUUUUCUUGUAAGUAUGUAAUUCUGUGUAUGUACAUAACAUAUAUGGGUAUGCAGUUGCAGUCAGCUUCUCCUGUGUUCGUUUGUGUUGGCGCAACAGACACUAUACUUUUGCCACAGCCAUUUGUAGAAAGAGCAACGCCUUGACAGUCAUUCCAUUAGAUGGACAUUGCAGUCUCUAUAAACAGAUCGGAGAUCUUCUAUAGUCUGUUGAUGUUGCAGUCGCAACCCUUCCCCAUUCUUACAAUGCAAAGCAGGCAUGCCCCAUGUUGAAUGUUAUUUUCAGUCAUAUAAACUUUUGAAGAGAAAGGCUUGUAUAAUAAAAAUGAAUGUGAUUAAAUGUAAUGUCAACAUUAAAACUGGAAAUGUCA